Chrysemys picta bellii (western painted turtle) is the source of this 1123-nucleotide messenger RNA. Lineage: Eukaryota; Metazoa; Chordata; Testudines; Emydidae. The record is from RefSeq and is a predicted model, not a curated record.
CGUGGCUGUGAAUUUGGUAGGGCCCUACCUAUCGCUCAGGCAAGUUGGUGGUUAGACAUCUGCCAGCGAUUCUGUCCCCAAAUACCCCAGCCCGGGAUCAGUUCAGCGCUCCUGCGGUCACCUGGUACCGCUAUGUCCCAGCUCUCUCUUGAGCAAGCUAUUCCCAGCUCCCCAAACCUCGGGUAAUGGCCGGGCCGUUUUCUCUAUGCUGAGGGCCACGGGCCUACUUUACUCAUGCUAACUUGCUUAAGCCAGUGUCUUACAGGACACAGGCCUGUGGUUCCUUGUGUUACUGCUGAGCUAAAUCAAAGGCUCCAUGGGCUACAGUGGGUGGUGGUCCAGGGCGCGGGGCCCUGCCCGGCUGCCUGCGCCAUCGCUCAGCUGGCAUGGGAGGGGCUGCCUUCCGGCAAUGGCACAGGGGCGUGGGGGUCUCCGGGCAGCAGCCGCCUCUCUCACCACUAACCCCUCACCCCCAGCCUCAGCCCCUACAGCCAUGAUAGGGACAGCCUGUCCAGCAGCCAGGACCACAUCCCACUUGCUGCCCUGCCCCUUCUGGCCACGUCCUCCGGGAGCUACCAGCAUGCCGUGGCCACCACCAUCGCCCGUGCCAACCAGGCCCACAGCGCCUUCCUGCACUCCACUGAGGGCUCCGGCUUCUGCGGCCAGGUGGUGCUGAUUGGUGACUGCGUGGGGGGCAUCCUGGGUUUCGAUGCCCUGUGCCAGAGCCGGGCGGGCACUGCGGGGAGCUGGAGCAGCAGCCGCCGGGGCAGCCUGAACAUGGAGCCGAUCUCCCCGGAGCUGGGCAGCAGGAAAGACCCGCUGGCCGAGGGGGCAGGGGGGACGGGCCGGGCCAGCCCCGAGCCCGGGGUUCUCCUGCCCCCCCAGGAGCAGAGCGACGUGGACUCUGUGCACCAGCAGCACAAUUUCCUGUGCAGCCUGCAGGCCAGCGUCCCCCAGGGGGAUGUGGAGCUGCGGCGCAGCAGCUACUCCUCGGGCUCAGCGCUGGACGGGGGCGAGGGCGCGGCCGCCCGCCUCGACUUCAAGGUGUCCGGCUUCUUCCUGUUCGGCUCGCCGCUGGGGCUGGUGCUAGCGCUGCGCAAGACGGUUAUGCCAGCCUUGGAUG